AUGACCGCGUCCGCCACGUGGCAGGAGGCCACUGGCCCGCGGGUUAAACAUACCACAUCAGCAAUUUCCGUACGCCACGUCAUCAGUAUGGACAGCCGAAUCAGCCUGCACAGUCAGCAUUUCCGUACAGUACGGAACAUAUACAGUCAGCAGUCUACGACUAUAGUAAUAUUCAGCCUUGCUAUCAAAUUUACAAAUUCUCCAUUGCUUGGAAAACCUAGAUACCUGUUUAAAGAGAAAGAACAACAAAUGUUGGGUCGAGACACACGUGCCACAACUAAACGCUCCCUCAAAUUUGGAAUACACCUCCCACCCGUGCAACAUGAAUCUUCUAUUAAUAUCAGGCCAAUUAAAGCCUUGAACCCCUUUCAAAAUAAAUGGACGAUAAAGGGGCAUGUGACAAACAAUAGGAAGAUGCAUCAGUACAGUACACCCAAGUCCAUUGGCCAAGUGUUUAGCUUUGACAUGAUAGAUGAUGAAGGUACUGAAAUUAGAAUAACUUGCUUUAGCGAUGUAGUAGAGAUGCAUUAUCAUAGGGUUGAAGCAGGAACAUAUUAUACUGUAUCAAAAGGUUGCAUUAAAGAAGUUGACACAAAAUGGAAUAAGCUUAACAACCAUCUUGAGAUAACUUUGGAAAAUAAUUCAAUAUUGAAGCGUUGUGAUGCUGUUGUUGAUAGUGAAGCAAAUAAUUCUCGAUUCACAUCGAUCAAUGAAAUUACAUACUGCACCAACAACACUUUAGUUGAUGUUAUUGGUAUUGUAGUUGCUGUUGGAGAACCCUCAUUAAUUCAUACAAAAUAUGGAAGUGAAGUAAUGGAGAGAACUAUAAAAAUAAAUGAUGUCUCAACUUUUACUAUCGAUGUUAACUUAUGA
Messenger RNA from Cryptomeria japonica (Japanese cedar), 873 nucleotides. Its product is annotated as replication protein A 70 kDa DNA-binding subunit A-like. Lineage: Eukaryota; Viridiplantae; Streptophyta; Pinopsida; Cupressales; Cupressaceae. The coding region runs from base 1 to 873 and encodes 290 amino acids. The record is from RefSeq and is a predicted model, not a curated record. The transcript has 2 exons.